AUGACCUUGUAGAAUAACCUUACUAAGAUAAAUUCUGCUAAGAAAUAUUUUAAGGACAAAAUAAGAGAUAAAGCAUACGUAAAAAGAAUGAACCAAGAAUGCUUAUUAUUGAACACCUCGGAGAGAACUCCCAAGUUUCCAUAAGAUCGUAGAAAAGAAACUUGUGAGAUUUUAGCUGAGGAGGUUAAAGGAAUUUCAAGAUUGGUAGACUUGUCUGAAUUGCAAGAUGGAUAACGAAACAAACGAGAUAUUCGGAAAUAUUGUAUUGAAGCAACUAGAUUAAUAUAACUCUGCAAAAGUAGACUUAAUGAGUUGAAGAUCAAACAUAUUUUGGAUAAUUGUCUAUCAAGAAGUCAAAAACAAAUAAGGUUAGUAAUCGAGGGAUUUUUCAUUCUCGUUUAAUGCAGGUUGGUUGUAGCAUGA
Messenger RNA from Stylonychia lemnae, 423 nucleotides. NCBI's taxonomy places the organism in Eukaryota, Ciliophora, Spirotrichea, Sporadotrichida, Oxytrichidae. The record is from the annotation of a GenBank genome assembly.